Thlaspi arvense is the source of this 265-nucleotide messenger RNA. Lineage: Eukaryota; Viridiplantae; Streptophyta; Magnoliopsida; Brassicales; Brassicaceae. The record is from the annotation of a GenBank genome assembly.
AUUUUACUUGGAGCCAUUGUCACCAACAGAAGCUGCAGCUAGGGCCAAAGAAUCUGCUAAAGAGAUGAUUAAUGUUAAGACACUGAUCGACAAAAAACUUUGGCCUUACGAACGACUUCCAUUUGAGAGCAUCAGAAAUAAAGCCUCAAAGACUCACCGACAAGCUUUUCCAAAGCAUCGCCAGCAUAGAUUGUUGUUUUUUGUGUGGAAACUGGACUAUGCGGCAAGGUCAAAGAGCAGCCCAUACGCUGAGAAGUAUUACUUA